Molecule: messenger RNA, 852 nt
Organism: Ochotona princeps (American pika)
Lineage: Eukaryota; Metazoa; Chordata; Mammalia; Lagomorpha; Ochotonidae
Product: allergen Fel d 4-like
Exons: 7
Coding region: 40-570 (176 amino acids)
Molecular function (GO): small molecule binding; odorant binding
Source: RefSeq, a predicted model, not a curated record
CUGGCAACAACAGAAGAAGCAAUACUGAUUCCUACCAAGAUGAAGAUGCUGUGCCUGUGUGUGGCACUGGUUCUGAUUGGUGCCCAGAAGGAAGCAGCUGCUGAUGUGUCCGAGGUUUCUGGGUACUGGUAUUCUGUUCUGCUGGCCUCUGACCACAGGGAUAAAAUAGAAGAAAAUGGAAGCAUGAGAGGGUUUGUAGAACGUAUCGAUAUCUUGGAGGACUCAUCUAUGUCUGUCAAAUUCCAUACAAUUGAAAACGGACAAUGUGCUGCACAUGAGUUAGUGUCUGAUUCAACAGAGGAGGAAGGAGUAUAUACUGUUGAGUAUAAUGGACACAAUGUCUUUCGCAUCCUUGACAUGGUCUCUGAUGAGUACGUCAUUUUCUAUCUCAAGAAUGGUGACAAUGGGGAAGGCUUCCAGCUGAUGGAACUCUAUGGCCGAGGACCUGAUGUAAGGUCAGAAAUCAGGGAAAAGUUUGUGCAACUGUGUCAAGAACAUGGAAUCGUGAAGGAAAACAUACAGGACCUAACCAAGACUGAUCGCUGCCUCCAAGCCCGAGACCAGGCAUAGGCCUAAGAUCUCAGGUUGGUGACCUCUGAGAGGACCUGGUAACUGCCUGCUCACCUCAGCACCAGCCUCUCUGCAUUCCUGGCCAUCACAUCCCUCCAGGUCAAGUUCUAGGGCCUGAUUCCUGUCACUACUCCUGCAUGUGAGGAUGCUCUCCACGCAUCCUCAGGAUUGUCCCUUACUGCCAGCACUCCUUCUGCAAUCAAAGGUCCUUGGGGAUUUUUGACUCUCUCUGUCAUACCCUAGGGAAUAUGAGCAUGAUCUCCUUCUACACUUGCAAUAAAU